Molecule: messenger RNA, 4074 nt
Organism: Hyposmocoma kahamanoa
Lineage: Eukaryota; Metazoa; Arthropoda; Insecta; Lepidoptera; Cosmopterigidae
Exons: 12
Coding region: 256-3885 (1209 amino acids)
Biological process (GO): DNA damage checkpoint signaling; positive regulation of transcription by RNA polymerase II
Cellular component (GO): nucleus
Molecular function (GO): histone binding
Source: RefSeq, a predicted model, not a curated record
CUUUGCUCGGUUUUUGCAAUUUUGUACAAAAUUGUAAUUUCCGAGUAAUUAGCAAGUGUUCUGUUAAUAUUCCUUACUGCCACAAAUAUCCUAUUACUAUCCCAAGGUGUUCCUAUUUUGUUUACCAAUAAAAAUGUUUGUAUUUGCGCCCAAAUAAGUGACAGAUGCUGAUGUGAUAAUCUUCGCCAGUUUUCCUGGAAAUACGUUCAAGUUCUUUGUCUUAGUUUGGAAGGAUCCAGCUCAGUUAAUACCAAAAUGGAUUCGGAUAAUCAGGAAAAGGGUGCUGGUGACUGUGAGCCGAUGAAAACAAACGGCAAUACAUCUCAGAUGCUCUUCCCAGAGAGUCCAAUCUACGAGCCCGAAGAAGACUUGCAUAAGAAUGAAGACAUCAUCAAUGUGUCCGAUGACAGCAAAGAAUUAUCAUUGGGAAUAAAAGAUGACCGGUCAAGCAAAAGAAAACUUUCUGAUGAACCUAUCGACAGCACCGCGAAAGUCCAAAAACUCGAUCUCUACGAUGAUGAAUUCACUGUUUCCAGCCAAAGCUUGGAUGAAGAGGUUUCGAAAAUAACCAGUGUUAAACUAAAAACUGAUUUGGCCGUACCAUCAACCUCACGUGUACGAACUCCAGUGAGAUCCAGUCCAAAUCGUCCAGCAAAACGGAGCAACAGCGCCGAAUUGUCCAAACCCAAACCACCGAGAACACCCAAAUCCAGAUCAGCCAGUGCAGACAUAACCAAAACUCGUAAGACUCCUCGCAAAACUCCUGCCAAAGAUACAUCUUCCUCUUCUGAGGUUAUAGUCAUCUCUGAUAGCUCUCAACACACCGAAACAGUCAAAGAAAUUCCACUUAAAAAACUACCAGAAAUUAUUGCCGAGGAAAGCGGAUCAGAGCUUAAUGAUUCCCAGAACUUGUGUCUUGUUUUAUCGCCAUCACCGGAUGACGAUACCAUUGACGAUAAGGUCAAUGUUCAUAAUCCUAUCCACAGCAGUGAUCCUGUUCUAGUCAAAGAUAGAGAAGACGCCCUUAAUCCUGGUAAGAUCCAUGAAACGAGGAGUGAAGGGUAUAACUACUCUGAUCAAAGCAGUAACUUGUCACAACCUCGACCAACAGAUUACAAAGGUAAAACAACCGACCAAGAGAGUACUGAUAGUGUUUGUUCUGUAAACUUAGACAGUCCAGAUCAUGUUCCUACUGUCGCCUCGAAGUUGAUAUCAAAAUUAUCAAAUGGCAACUCUUCCACGCCAACUGAGCUUGAACCUAAACGUGAUGCCGCCGAAGAUAGCGACGGCACUCCUGAUAUGGCGAAGUUUGCCAACAAGAAAGAGAAAAAGGGUAAAAACGAGUCAUUUAGAGUGAGCAACACCACCACCCCUUCUACAAUAUCUCCUUUACAAAAUGGUCAUUCACUGCCAAUCAAUACUCCACAAAUCCCAGUUUUCGAUGUCCAUGUUAGUCACAAUGAGGAUUGCGAGUUUCUAUCUUUGGUCGUGGUGAGGACUGAUAAUGAUCUUGGUCAAGAUAUUUGCAAGGAGUACCAAAGAAUAUCCAAAAGAUUUACAAUAGAUCCAUACUUGGCUGAUGUUUCUGUUGGCAACUCUCCUUCAAGCGUUACCAGUGGGGGAAUGAUCAAUUUGCCAAAUAGAACAUCAUUUGCUUCCACCGUUAGUUCCUCUUCCACUUCAAGCAGCAACCGAACCAGCGAUGGUGCAUUCGUUGUACCACAACCACCUCGAAAAUCUGUCUCUUCGAAUCCUACCGUGUCUGUAAAGGGAUAUGAUGCCUUAAUGAAGAAGCUGCAAGACAUUUUUUCGCAUAUCAGAGAAACAUCAGUCGAUGAAGCAAAUCGAUCGAUAAAUGACGAGAAGAUUUCUGUUGGUAUUCAGACAUCGAUGAGCGAUGGUUCAACUCUAAGUAAUGGCAAUGCUAGUCCUGAAGAAGUCAGCAAAUGCGACAAGGCUACUCCUAAAAGCUCUUUGAAGAAGACCAAAGUAAGAGGCCGGCGGCAUUUGGCGGGAAAAACCAAACGAGCCAUUUUGCCUACGCAACACGAAGAGCCCGAAUAUAUGCAUGGUAUGAAUUCUCCUGAAAUGGUGCCAACAAAUGGUGAAAAUGGCAAAGUUUCGCCAGUAAAAUCACCUAAAGACGAAAAACCGUUGUCAUCUUUAGUUGCUACUCCAAAAUCUGUCAGCAAACUGAAGCAAAAGAAAAGGCCAACAUCCCCGAGGCCUGCCACCCCUGUCGAGAAACCAGUAUUGAAACUCGAGUACCCUGGAUAUCCUCCCGACACCGUUGUGUUAGCCAAAUGGGUAGACAAGCGAUACUACUCUGGUCGAGUUUUAGAAAUUACUGAGCCCAACAAAUACCUGAUCAAGUUUGAUGAUGGGCAGAGUAAAAUCCUGCUUGACGACUUUAUUAUCUUUGGUGACACGAAACAGCUGCCGUUGCAAGGGCAGUCCGUUUAUGCCCUGGUGGAUGAAGACCAGAACUAUGAACCAGGUUUAGUACUUGGUGUGGAGGAGAAUGACAACGGAACUGUUACUUACAGAUGUACGACUGACGGGGACACCUUAGUAUUGGUAACAGCGAGUGAGUUGUACUUGACGGAAGACCAAGCGCGCUCUAUUAAAGAAUCUGCCAGACCGCGGUCUCCAGCCGCGCCGGUCACGCCCCGCCGCCGACAGAAUAGGGAACUAGACUUGGAUAAUAUUAUACAGGGGCCCCGCAGCGCGCGCAGUCGCGACAAAAACAGUUCGAGUGCACGGAAACGCGUCGCUUCGCCCAAGAGUCCCAAGGCUUCCACCUCAGGAGUUAAAAGCAAAAGCACUCCAGUGAGCCGCAAGCGGCUGGCCAGCGAGAGCAGCGAGAUGAGCGAAAGCAGCAACUCGGCGCCGCCGGUGAGACUCGAGGAGGUUGCGGGGGUCGAGCCAGAGGUGCAGAGGACGCCCAGGAAGAUCGAUGGUGUCAAAGCCGGCCCUCUGCAAUUGAAAGGAGCCGCGAAGCAAAACAUCGGCAAGAAAAACUCGAAACUGACAAAGUUUGAAAACGACGAGGACACGGUGUCCAAACUGGGCCCCAUACCUAGUGGGGACAGCAAGCUGUUCGCUGGACUCCAUUUCUUGUUGACCUGCACUGAACCGCCAAGGCGCUCGCGCUCGGACAAACAACAAUUCCAAACCAGCCAAGAAACGCGGCAUUACUCUUCAGAAGAAGACGGUGAAACCACCUCAACGAUGGCUGGCACAGACACUGAGGACCUAGAGUUCUCCGAUCGCCCCUUCAAUAAAGAGCGCUUGAAGGAACAGCUGGAAGCCGGUGGGGGAAUUGUUUUCAGUCACUUCGACGACGUUCCCAAGAACAAGUACUCCGUUUGCAAGCUUAUAGCGCCGCGACCGUGCCUCACCGCGAAGUACAUCCAGUGUCUCGCGGCGGACAUCCGCGCCGUCACUCACACCUGGGUGAUCAUGAGCUGCAUCAACAACAGGGUCGAGGACUUUGACCAAUAUGCGCUGCCUGCCGGCUGGUCCAUACAGAAGGGUUGCUUUGUUAACUGGGUGCCACCAUCAGGCAAACGCAAUACAUCGUUCUUCAAAGACAAGCUGAUACUACUGUGCGGCGACGCGGACACAUUCGUCAAGUUCUGGGACCGUGUAAUGACACUCGCAGGAGCUAAUACUAGAGUGGUUAAUGAGGAGCAGCUGCAUACAUCGGGGGCGCUUGCGCUGGUCACUGAGUGGGAUUGUCCACAUGAGGUGCAAAACAAAGCAAACCAAGACAACAUUCCGCUCGUGUCCACAACCUGGGUGGUCCAGUGCCUGAUCGAGGCGCGCGUGAUCGCCCCCACCAGUCACGAUAAGUUCUCAUUCAUGUACGCGGAGCCCGAAUGAUCCUGGGACUUCCGGAAGGUGCUCAUCAUACGUGAAAAGUAAACGUGUGACAGUGCCAACCAGGUUACCAAACACUGAAGUGACGCUCAAGAUUGAUAAGUGACGGAUGUUUUAACUGUGACUUUGGCAGUUAAGGAUAUUAUAGUGAUUUUCAGUGGCUAAAUAAUGUGACAUGUCAAAUUCAAGGAA